UCGAACCCACAACCCCAAGAUCAAGAGUCACAUGCUCUACUGACUGAGCCAACUAGGCAUUGCACUCCAUUUCUUUAAUAGAAGUAGAUCUGUUCACACUGUCUACCUCUAGGGUGAAGAAGUACGAAGGAGGGCAGAGGAGAUGCCACCAUCUCCCUGUCCUUCUAUCCCAUCUUAGGUACUGAUGUUAGCUGGGCUGGGGUCCUUCUGCCCCUUUCUGGCUCUCAUGUAGACACAUAGAAAACCGUCAGUGUUUCUUUCUCCUGUCUUUCUUGUAUGAAAAGAAUUUACAGCAUCCUUGAGCCUGCACAUUGCUUUCACAGCAGAGCAUUAUGCUGUGACCAGAACCUCAAGAUCCAUGAGUGCAGGUCUAGCCCCUCCUGUCGAGACCUUGUGUAGCUCAUGCUGUGCACAGGUUUUGCUUCAUGGAGCUGAGCUGUGACUCUUCUGUCUGGUGUGGACCACAGAGGUGGGACUGUCAGCUCAAGACAUGCAUAAUCUGAUAGAUGCUGGGCAGGUACAGAGGGAGCCAUAGUUUCUGCCAGCUCUGAACCCAGCCCCACCUGCUUCACACUUGGGACUGGCGUUGGUGGGGAAAGACCAGGGGCACCCUCAACUUCCAGUGAGGUGGGGGCUUUUGCCCUUCACUUGGAGUCCAGUCCCUGUUCAUUCCGAUGUCCAGUGUUUCUGUUUUGCCUCCAUUUGCUAUUGAUGUCUCUCAAGGGUACAUCAGAGAGAAGCACAGAUUUUCCAAGCUGUCAGGUUUGGGACAAAUCCUGCCCUUUCUGGCACCAGGUAUCUCUCCCAACUCAGGAUUUCUUGGUUUGAAGGCACCAGUGUGCUCAUCUAGAACAGCAGGGGAAGAAGCCUUGCAGAGCCUGGGGAGGUCUGACAGAGCCCACCCCUUUUUCCUUUGAAGCAGGGAGUCAAAUAUGUUGUGAUGGGUGCCUCAUAGAGAUGGUAUAGGGACUUAGAGUGACCAGUGGCUCACAGGAAUGGCAUGGUAACAAGCAUGAGCACAUCACACUAUUCCUCAAGCUUGGGCCACCAGAGCCAGAAGCCACUGAAGUCUGGCAGUGCGGGAGGUCAUGGUGGAGACCUCAACCCUCCUAUGACCCUGGCUAACCUGGACACAUGCACAAGGCCCAAGCUGCUCCUGUCCAGAGUCAGGCAGGGGGCUUGGGCCCAGCUAACAGUGUGCCCCCCCCCCAACUCUUCUUUGCAGCUUUCUAUAUGAACCCAACAGCCAGGGGUACAAAUACUACCGACAGAAGCUGGAAGAGUUCCGGAAAGCUAAGGCUGGCCCCACAGGCACUCUCAUGGCACCUGACCUCAGCCUGAAACGCAAAUCCCCUCCUGAGACCCCAUCGGGGUCCUUGCCCCCAGCUGCUGCCUGCCCUGCCUCAUCUGCCCCCUCGCCUGCAGUCACCCCAGCUCCAGCCAUCCCUGGGAAGCCAACCACCACAGCCACUGUGAAAAAGAAGCGGAAGAGCCGGUGGGGGCCUGAAGAGGACAAGGUGGAACUCCCACCCGCCGAGCUGGUACAGAGGGAUGUAGACGCCUCUCCUUCACCUCUGUCAGUUCAGGACCUCAAGGGGCUUGGCUAUGAGAAAGGGAAGCCCGUAGGUCUGGUGGGUGUCACGGAGCUGUCAGAUGCCCAGAAGAAGCAGCUGAAGGAGCAACAGGAGAUGCAGCAGAUGUAUGACAUGAUCAUGCAGCACAAGCGUGCGAUGCAGGACAUGCAGCUAUUGUGGGAGAAGGCCCUGCAGCAGCACCAGCACGGCUACGACAGUGACGAGGAGGUGGACAGUGAGCUGGGCACCUGGGAACACCAGCUGCGGCGCAUGGAGAUGGACAAGACUCGGGAGUGGGCCGAGCAGCUGACAAAGAUGGGCCGUGGCAAGCACUUUAUCGGAGACUUCCUGCCACCAGAUGAGCUGGAGAAGUUCAUGGAAACCUUUAAGGCCCUGAAGGAGGGCCGAGAGCCUGACUACUCAGAGUACAAGGAGUUCAAGCUGACAGUGGAGAACAUCGGCUACCAGAUGCUGAUGAAAAUGGGCUGGAAGGAGGGCGACGGGCUGGGCUCAGAGGGCCAGGGCAUCAAGAACCCAGUCAACAAAGGCACCACCACAGUAGAUGGAGCAGGCUUUGGCAUCGACCGGCCAGCUGAGCUCUCCAAGGAGGAUGAUGAGUAUGAGGCCUUCCGCAAGAGGAUGAUGCUGGCCUACCGCUUCCGGCCCAACCCCCUGAACAACCCCAGACGGCCUUACUACUGAGUAUUCUGGAAAAACGCACAAUUGUAUUUUCCAACCGACUGACCUUCCCUGGACUGUGGAAUGUUCUGGCCUGCAUUUCUGCCUGCCCUUCCCGUUGUCUCAAGUGUCAUGCCGUGUAUUAAAGUUCCAGUGCUUGCCUACCAGGGCAGCCUGGUUUUGCCAUCACCAGAAA
Leptonychotes weddellii (Weddell seal) is the source of this 2448-nucleotide messenger RNA. NCBI's taxonomy places the organism in Eukaryota, Metazoa, Chordata, Mammalia, Carnivora, Phocidae. The record is from RefSeq and is a predicted model, not a curated record.